ACCCGGGGUCCAAGUCCGGGUCCCGGUCCGGGCAGUCGAGCCCGUUUUCUUAUCCCACAGUGGGCAGGGCGGCUAGGGAGUGUGGUGCUGCCCCGGUAUCCACGGUGUGGAGCAGGAAGUGGGCUUCCAGACUCCCAGUAUCCCCAGUAGGAUCUGCUUCUGCUCGGGAAGGGCGGUGGCCGUCCCAUUACUCAACCCUCAUCGCACUGGCCCUCCCAGUUCCCUCCCCUCAGUGGGCAAACAAACACACCAGCGCGUGACUCGACAGACUCGAAAACAGCUUCAUCAACUCAGAAAAGUUGUUGAUUUCCUAUCUCCUUAAACGUUCCCACUUCCACAUACCGGAGCUCCUUCCCACCUCGGCCUACUCAAUCAUGAGAUCGGAGGCGGGAGAUGGGUUAAAAACAAAACCUUGGGUGGGUGCAGUUUACUUUUGGGUGGACGUGUUGACACGUUUUUGAGGCCUUACAUUCGCUUAAGAUCACAAUUUCCGCAGUAGCCUUAGGUUUAAAAGUUCAAAUUACACUACAAAACAAAAAACCCUGAGUUUCUCUUCCUUUUCAUAGUUCACCCACUGCUAAAUGUCGUGUAUCCUUUCAGACGCUUUUCAUAUGCAUUGCUAAGUGUGUAUAAUCUCUCCUUCUAAAAAGCAACUAGGAACAGCUUCCUGUUGUGCGUUUCCUUUUAUUCACAUUAACUUCUCCAUUGCUACGGAAAGGUCCUACUGGCUUGUUCAUCCUCAGUGCGGCGUGCUCCCCUAGGAAGUGUCCCCAUUUCUCAGGGGCGCCUGGGGCUCAGCUCUGGGACUUGGUCACGUUCGGUGAGACCAGGAGUUCGAGUCCGGCUCCUGCCCGCGGGUCGGCGCGGGAGGCUGGGCUAGACUGGAGGCAGAAAGUGCCAGGCGCUGACUUGCGGGCGGCACCCCAGCGGCUUGUAAACGCCGGGCGGACGCGGCACAGGCGGAAUACGCGCCUCGCAGCCGGGUCUCUUUUGCUCCGCGAGGGCGGCGACUGGCGGUGCGAUGGACCUGACCGGGCUCCUGCUGGACGAAGAAGGCACCUUCUCCCUCGCCGGCUUCCAGGACUUCACGUUCCUCCCAGGACACCAGAAGCUGAGUGCCCGGAUCCGAAGGAGGCUCUACUAUGGCUGGGACUGGGAAGCCGACUGCAGCCUGGAGGAGCUCUCCAGCCCGGUGGCAGACAUUGCUGUGGAACUGCUCCAGAAGGCAGCCCCCAGCCCUAUUCGCCGACUCCAGAAGAAAUACGUAGCUCAUGUGUCCCGGGAGGCAUGUAUCUCCCCAUGUGCUAUGAUGCUGGCUCUGGUGUACAUUGAACGGCUCCGCCACCGAAACCCAGACUACCUGCAGCACGUGUCAUCCUCUGACUUGUUCCUGAUCUCCAUGGUAAGAUACCCCCUCCCCGUCUCCCUAGAGAGCCAGGAGCCUGCUGUGAAUUCUGUUCCACCACUUCUGGUUCCUCUGCAGAUGGUGGCCAGUAAGUACCUCUAUGAUGAAGGGGAGGAGGAGGAGGUCUUCAAUGAUGAAUGGGGAGCUGCUGGGGGUGUGGCCGUGCCCACUCUCAAUGCCUUGGAGAGGGGCUUCCUGAGUGCCAUGGAUUGGCAUCUCUACACUGACCCUCGGGAGAUUUUUGAGGUGCUGAGCUGGUUGGAGAGCUGUGUGGCUGAGCAGCAGGGACAGCGGCGAGGCUGGUAUACCUACACAGACCUGUGUGUACUGCUGGAGCAGCCAACCUGGCAGUUGGCCCUGGGCUCCCUCUGCCAGCGGCUGGUAAAGCUGUCCUGCCUGUUAGCUGUGGCAUAUGUGAGCAGUGUGGCCCUGGCUGUGGCAUCGGUGGCCAUAAUACAUCAGUCCUUGGGGCUGUCCUGCACCCCUGCACCUGGGCCGCCUGACCUUGGACUGACCUCCCAUUGCCUCCUGGCGCCCUGCAUAGCUUCUGUGCCACAGUGCCUGCCGCCUCCCGCUAAUGUCUCCAGCUGCCUGAAAGGCAGCACAGGGCUGCGGUCACUCUGGGGCAGUCUUCUGGCCUCACUGACUCCUCCACCAUUGCCUCCCCCAGACCCCCCUGCCCCUCCCACUCUUCUUCAUAACUGCCACCUUUGUCAGAAGCUCCAGAGAGACUCCCCAACCUGCCAUGCCUGCCACCACCCCAACCAUACGGUCCCCACUGUGCUGUCCAGCCCCUGGUACCAUACCUAUGGCCUGGCUCCCCACUGGCCUUGGAGCCCGGUGCCCCCGUCACUUCCUCAGCCUCAGCGAUGUUCCCUUUUCGGUGUCAUGGAGCUGGCUCGCCUCAAGUCUUUCAUUUUCCCAGGCUAGGUAGGGCUGCGAGGAAUGCAUUAAGAGGGUUUGGGAGUUUCUGAGAGCCUGGAGGAGCAAAGCUUGAUUUAGAACCUGUCUGCCUCUCUGGGUCCUUGGCAGGUCCCCUGUCCUCCUGGGUGGGAGCUUACGGGGUGGUGGGGCAGAAGGACUGAAGGUCACUCCUAGAUCUUAGUGGCUGGCUGCUUGGCCAGGACAGUGAUGGUGCCAGGGAGAACUUCUGCUUGGUGACCAGGGACAUGUCCCAGAUGGACACAGGAGAAGCCCCUCUCUGCCUACCUGGGAUUUUCUAGACUUUUACUUUUGAGUUCUCUAGGAUGGAAGGGUAUAGGUGGGAGAUAAGGGAAGUGGGGUGAGAGGAGAAAGGAUAUGUUGGCAUGGGCCCGUGUGAUGUCCCUGAAGCAGAAGAGCCAGGGACUGAUGGGGUCAGGUGGGAGCUGCUGGGUGAGGCAGGGAACCUUUUCACUCCCAUUCCUUAGCUUUAGUCUAAUGGAGCCAAGGACUGCUGGGACCUUCAACCCUGACCUUUUGUCAUCCAGUCUUCUAGUGUCCUGCUCCUAGGUUCCCUUCUCUUCUGGUUCCUCUCCCGGGUGUUCUCUUCCCAGGCCUCUCUGGCCACUGCUUUGUAUCAGGGUUUUUCACGCUUUUGUAGAACUGAGGUUUCAAUAAACAGUUUCAGUUGCA
Molecule: messenger RNA, 3019 nt
Organism: Chlorocebus sabaeus (green monkey)
Lineage: Eukaryota; Metazoa; Chordata; Mammalia; Primates; Cercopithecidae
Source: RefSeq, a predicted model, not a curated record